Oldenlandia corymbosa var. corymbosa is the source of this 693-nucleotide messenger RNA. NCBI's taxonomy places the organism in Eukaryota, Viridiplantae, Streptophyta, Magnoliopsida, Gentianales, Rubiaceae. The record is from the annotation of a GenBank genome assembly.
AUGGCCACUCAAACCCUAAUCCUCCAAAACCCUGCCUUCUGUAUCAGUCAACCCAGGGCCACCGCCCUCCGCCGGAUCCCCAAGCCCACCUCCGCCGUCUCAUUCAAGCCCAGCCUAUUGUCCUCCCGAUCAAUCUCGAAGCCUUCCCUUUCCCGGUCGUUGUGCCGCCGGAACCAUUUGAGUUUAACUCCUGUUAGAGCUUCCUCUCCUAUUAUCGCCGCCGAUGUCAAUAGCCCUACUCCCUCUCUACUCACCGGUUCAACCCGGACUGUUACGACGCUACUGGCAAUCGCUAUCGCCGCCUCAAAGGUGUUUGCGAAUAGACUUGUCUCCUUUGCCCUGCCGUUGAAAGGAGCCGUAAUUAACUCCGCCGGACCUGCUUUUUUCGCCGCAAUUGACCAGACCUCUGGGUCGUUGAAUACCCCGUUCACGGUGGUUGCUGCUGGAAUGGCGAAGUGGUUGGACAUCUACAGUGGGGUUUUGAUGGUUAGGGUUUUGCUGAGUUGGUUCCCAAAUAUUCCUUGGGAUAGGCAACCAUUUUCUGCUGUGAGGGACCUCUGCGAUCCCUAUCUGAACCUCUUCCGCAAUAUAAUUCCCCCAAUCUUCGAUACGUUGGAUGUUAGUCCACUUUUGGCGUUUGCUGUUUUGGGAACACUUGGCUCGAUUUUGAAGAGCAGCAAGGGAGGAUUUUGA